GUAUUCGAAUGCAUUUGACGAUUUGAAUUGUCAAAUUAGUACGCGUCUGACGUCUGAUACCCAUAACUCGGCGCCAAUUUCGCAACGUCAAACCAAUUGAUCAGUGUAAAUUCAAGUAUCACAGCGGCUAGAGCUAAUUUAAGGAUAAUUGUUGAAAUUUCUGCAAAGAAUUCGUUGAUUAAAAACUGAUUGGUUCAAGUCAUAUAGUAAAUUUCAAGGAGAUUUAUCGAUUUGCAAUACGUGAAUACCGAAAAAGUGCGAUGACUUCGACGGAGAAAGUACACGACGCAUUUUGCUGGCAUUGCCAUACCGCGGGCACCACAUUGAAGUGUUCCAGUUGUAUUCGAUCAUUCCACGCCAAGUGCAAAACACAAAACGAGACCGAUGCCACAAAAGAUGAGAGCUGGAUUUGUUCCGUAUGCACCCGGAUUCAAAUGGAUCGAAACAUGGUUGACAUACAAGAGGAACGAGAGACAUUGCCAAUACUGAUAAACCGAGUUUGGAAUGUAAAAAAGUUCACGUUGCUUAAUCGUUUGAAAAAGUCUGAUUCCAUCGUCAAUCCGAUCGAUUUGACGAAAAUCAAAGCGAAGGCCCACUCUUACAGCAGCUUAUACGAACUGUACACCUAUGUUCAGUGGAUGGUGCACAACUGCGUUAUUUUAUAUCCAGAAAUUCAUGCAAAGGCAGCCGCAGCCAAAAAUCUGCUGAAACUCAUCGCUGAAGAAAUGGCUUUAAUCAAACAGUGUACUGAAUGCUAUACGCAUGUGACCAAACAUCCAAACUGUUGGUUUUCGAUGGUGUGCUCUAAACCACAUAUUCUUGUGUGGGCUAAGGUUAAGGGUUCCAUUUAUUUGCCCGCAAAGGUUAUGUCUGUUUCUGAGAAAAUGGUUACGGUUCGAUUCUUUGACGACUACACGCAUGCCAACAUCUCCGCAAACAAGUGCUAUCUGUACUCGGAGAUAAAUCCGAAAGCCAAACAAUACAAAUUGUCUUCAUACCACGAUGCGUUAAAUAAAGCAAGAUCGUACAUCGAGAACAUUCGCAAAAAGUACGGCACGUUCCAAUAUGCUCAAGCAAAAACUCCGUUCGUUCCAAAAGCAUUGAAGCAGCACAUCGAGCAAAUGAUUCCAGGAAUCAAUGGGCAUCACGACAAGGAAUCGCAGAUUGUGGAAGUGGAAAGGGAGACUACUAAAGAGACAAACGGCGUGGAUGUAAAAGGUAAUAGUAUUACGGUGGAUACAGGCGAGAAGGAUGUGGGUGUAGGACAAUCCAACGAAUCGUCACACCAGUCCAUUAUACGUAAAGAACUGUCCAAUGUUUUGAGAGAGAGCAACAGCUCAAAGCGAAACCAUGUGUCCAACGAGGUGAAUGACGAGCCAUCGUCGAAGAGAGUUCGAUUCUGCGAUGAAUACGGUGAUGAUCUUUGUCAAGUGCAAGUCUUCGAGCCAGCGGAAUAUGAACUCGAGGCAGAAGAGAUCGGUGUUUUAGCCAAUGGAACAGAGGAAACAGAAAAGACCGAAGAAACAGAAAUCGAGCAAACUGAAACGGAAGACAUUUCUUCAGAAUCGAUGGCGUUACCUGAAUCCAAUCAAGCAGAAAUAUCCAAUAUCCCCGAGGAACCAUUGGAUUAUUCACAGAAUGCCGAAGCUGCACACAUUGCUGAAGCUGAUGAAAAUGCUCAAUACAUUGACACCUUGGAAAAUUCCCAGAACGUUGAAACGCCACAAAAUCAGCAACGCGUCGAAUCGGGAGACGAAUACGUUGAUAUUGAGGACUUGUCAGCUUUGGAACAGAGGGCUCAUAACACACUUAUACAGAACAUGAAGGGCAUUCAAGGAGACUUGUUGAACUCGAUUCGCAUGAGCCAACUGAGAUCAAAAGCAUUGAAUGGCCUUUUGAUGAGGACCAAAGAUGCACAUGCCAAGGAAGUAGCUGCUCUUCAAGCGCGUUUGGAACGUUCGAAAGAGGCUUUGUCUGAAUGUGAUCAAAUCAGAAACGGUCAUCUGAAAGAAGUUGCUUUGCUCAAGGAAUCGCACGACCAAGCAAAAUUGGAGAUUCAAGUGAUGAGUGACGAAAUUCGAGUGAAGAAUAACGAGAUUAAGGAGCUGAAGAAACAAUUGGUUGAAAUGGAGCGCAGCAUUGAAGGCAUUUAUGAAGAAAAUGCCAAUAGCGAGAAGCAAUGCAAUCAAAAAUACCUCGAAAUAAUCGAAAAAAUGCGAAAAGAAUCCGAUCGAAAGCUGAGUGAACGGUUACGGUGCAAAGGAUGCGACAAGGAGCUUGCUUUCUGCGGUCCACUUUGUGCGAAAAUUUGGAAUGCCUUGCAAAACCCAAAGCCGAGAGGAGAUUAAGAUCCGAUAAAAGAGUAAGAAAGGCGACAAAACUUCAAAAUUUUACAUCACGAUCGCGAUCGUUCAUCAAUGGCAUAAAAUGCUUGAAUCGAAAUAUAUUUUCUUUGUAAGAAAAUUACGAAAUUUUUGUUCAAAAUUUCAGAUUUCCAUUUGUUCAUCUUUUUAAAAAAUCAAUUCAAUAAAAUUCAUUAAAUUUAAAAAAAA
Molecule: messenger RNA, 2552 nt
Organism: Sitodiplosis mosellana (orange wheat blossom midge)
Lineage: Eukaryota; Metazoa; Arthropoda; Insecta; Diptera; Cecidomyiidae
Product: MYND-type zinc finger-containing chromatin reader Zmynd8-like
Exons: 7
Coding region: 261-2348 (695 amino acids)
Molecular function (GO): protein binding
Source: RefSeq, a predicted model, not a curated record